GGGGCCCCACAUCCCUCUGAGAACAUUCAAGCAUCUUGACUAGCAGCAGCACAGUGAGUGCAUUGACCUGAAACCAAAGAAGAUGAGUUCAAAUUCGACCGCAACAAUAUAAACAGCCGAAACGAAACAAACAACAGCAGCAGAAUGACAACAAGUUCCCUCAAAACAAUGCAUCAGUUCUUCUCUGCUGUCUUCCUCUUCCUCCUCCUUCCACUUUGCAGCAACGCUCAAACAGCACGACAAGCGAACAACACGGGCUUCACGUGCAACUUCACACGCACGUGCACGUCCUACGCCUUCUACCGGGCCACCGCCCCCAACUUCACCGACCUGGCCUCCAUCGGCGACCUCUUCUCGGUGAGCCGCCUCAUGAUAUCAACCCCAUCCAACAUCUCCUCUUCUUCCCUCAACACCCCUUUACUCCCAAAUACACCCCUCUUCGUCCCCUUAACCUGCUCCUGCAACCCCGUCAACGCCUCCUUCGGCUCCCUCUCCUACGCCAACAUCUCCUACACCAUCAACCCCGGCGACACCUUCUUCUUAGUCUCCACCAUCAAGUUCCAGAACCUCACCACUUUCCCCUCCGUUGAAGUCGUCAACCCCACCCUCCUCGCCACCAACCUCUCCAUCGGCCAGGACACCAUCUUCCCCAUCUUCUGCAAAUGCCCCCCCAACAGCCAAGGAACAAAUUACAUGAUCUCCUACGUCGUCCAACCCGAGGAUAACAUGUCGUCAAUAGCUUCAACUUUCGGUGCUGAAGAACAGUCCAUCAUUGACGCCAACGGCGGUGAGACAACUCUACAUGACUAUGACACCAUUUUCGUGCCCGUGGCGCGGCUGCCGGCUCUGUCGCAGCCCGCGGUGGUUCCUCCCGCGCCGCCGCCAGUAAUUGGGAGCAAUAAUGAUGAUAGGACAGGGACUGUUAGAGGGUUGGGGGUUGGAUUGGGGAUUGUGGGGUUGUUGUUGAUUUUGGUGAGUGGGGUUUGGGUGUACAGAGAGGUUGUUGUGAUGAAGGGAGUGGUGAGAGAUGAUGAGGAGAAGAAUGUGUAUUUGGGAGGGAAAGCGGAGGGUAAGAAUUUGGAUGUCAAGUUGAUGGCUAAUGUGUCUGAUUGUUUGGAUAAGUAUAGGGUUUUUGGGAUUGAUGAGCUGGUGGAGGCCACUGAUGGGUUUGAUCAGAGUUGCUUGAUUCAGGGGUCGGUGUACAAAGGCGAAAUUGAUGGGCAUGUCUUUGCCAUCAAGAAGAUGAAGUGGAAUGCCUAUGAGGAACUCAAGAUCUUGCAGAAGGUAAACCAUGGGAAUCUAGUGAAGUUGGAGGGAUUUUGCAUAGACCCAGAAGAAGCAAAUUGCUAUCUAGUCUAUGAAUAUGUAGAGAAUGGAUCUCUAUACUCAUGGCUGCAUGAGGGCAAAAAAGAAAAGUUGAGCUGGAAAAUAAGGCUAAGAAUAGCCAUUGACAUUGCCAAUGGUCUCCAAUACAUCCACGAGCACACAAGGCCACGGGUUGUGCACAAAGACAUCAAGAGCAGCAACAUUCUCUUGGACUCCAACAUGAGAGCCAAAAUUGCCAAUUUUGGGCUUGCAAAGUCUGGAAUGAAUGCCAUUACCAUGCACAUUGUGGGAACACAGGGCUAUAUUGCCCCUGAAUAUCUUGCUGAUGGUGUGGUCUCUACAAAGAUGGAUGUGUUCGCAUUUGGGGUUGUGUUGCUUGAAUUAAUUUCUGGGAAGGAAGUCAUUAACGAGGAGGGAAAUCUCUUGUGGGCAAGUGCCAUCAAAACCUUUGAAGUGGACAAUGAGCAAGAGAAGACAAGGAGGCUGAAGGAAUGGUUGGACAAGGAUAUUUUAAGGGAGACAUUCUCAAUGGAAAGUUUGAUGGGUGCUCUCACCGUUGCAAUUGCUUGCUUGCAUAGAGACCCGUCUAAGAGGCCCAGCAUAAUGGAUAUCGUCUAUGCACUGAGUAAAAGUGAAGAUAUGGGCUUUGAUAUUUCCGAUGAUGGGAUUGGUUCCCCACGGGUGAUAGCUAGGUGAGAUGGGUUGAGGUACUGACCUAUCUGGUUUUGUUUUUGGUCAGAGAACCAUUUCGACAUUUUUGUCUAAAGAAAUCCAUUUUUUUUUUUGUAAUCUCUGGUUGGGGUGGCCUUGAUCCUUUUUGUAUGCGAUUAGGUUUUCUUGUUGCUAUGGAUAUGCCGACCACGAAAAAGGGUAUAGAAGACCACCCCCAAUAAGUAGUACUUCGUGAAGUAGGGCUUUUCUGAGCCCAAAAAUAAUGAGUGUAAUAAUCUUAGGCUGUAUAUGUAACUAGUCUCUACCUAUGCUAGCACACAGUUAUGUUGGUUUGUACACAUGUUGUAAAACGAUUUGUUUAUAUAGUAACUAGCAUAAUACUUGUGCAUUUGCACUGAUUAUGCUGGAUUUUAUACAUAUUUUAAUAGAUGUCUUGAAACAAA
Molecule: messenger RNA, 2441 nt
Organism: Glycine soja
Lineage: Eukaryota; Viridiplantae; Streptophyta; Magnoliopsida; Fabales; Fabaceae
Product: serine/threonine receptor-like kinase NFP
Exons: 3
Coding region: 145-2022 (625 amino acids)
Biological process (GO): protein phosphorylation
Molecular function (GO): protein kinase activity; ATP binding
Source: RefSeq, a predicted model, not a curated record